This is a messenger RNA of Cylas formicarius (sweet potato weevil), 2932 nucleotides long. RefSeq names its product V-type proton ATPase 116 kDa subunit a 1 (gene Vha100-2). The coding region runs from base 333 to 2915 and encodes 860 amino acids. The transcript is spliced from 11 exons. Gene Ontology annotation, biological process: vacuolar acidification; proton transmembrane transport. Gene Ontology annotation, molecular function: ATPase binding; proton-transporting ATPase activity, rotational mechanism. Lineage: Eukaryota; Metazoa; Arthropoda; Insecta; Coleoptera; Brentidae. Gene Ontology annotation, cellular component: vacuolar proton-transporting V-type ATPase, V0 domain; vacuolar proton-transporting V-type ATPase complex; plasma membrane. The record is from RefSeq and is a predicted model, not a curated record.
UUUGACAUUCAAAAUGAACUAAAGAACGGUCGUCGGUUGUUGUUUUGUUAUUGUUAUUAAGUUGCGUUUCACGCACUCCGUCAUUUUUUUCAGUUCGCCGAUUGGAAGCAAUAUUUUUUCCAUUUUUAUUUUUUUAUCGCGAGAAAAUGUUCGUCGCGUCUCCGCGCGAAAAUAUUUGCCGUUAAAAAAUAUUACUUCUCGCCGUGAAAUAUUGAUGCGAUUCACGUGACCGCGUCGGACUGAUUAAAAGUGCCUUCCAGUUUUUGUGCCUUUUUUUAUUUUUUUGGACGUCGCAGAUCAGAGAUAGACAGUAACCACGCGACUCAGCCAAGAUGGGCGCCAUGUUCAGAAGCGAGAAGAUGGCGUUGGCCCAACUCUUCAUACAGCCGGAAGCGGCCUAUUUUGCCAUUUCGGAAAUGGGCGAAACGGGCUGCGUCCAGUUCAGAGACUUGAACGCCGAGGUAAACGUUUUCCAACGUAAAUUCGUCAACGAGGUGCGCAGAUGCGACGAGAUGGAAAGGAAGUUGAGGUUCGUGGAGUCGGAAGUCAGGAAGGACAACGUCAGGAUUCCGGACGUUGUGGAUUUGCCCAAAGCGCCCAAUCCCAGGGAAAUUAUAGACUUGGAGGCCCACCUCGAAAAGACAGAGGGCGACAUCAAGGAACUCACCGAGAACUCUGUGAACCUAAAGUCGAAUUUUUUGGAACUGACGGAACUCCGUCACGUGUUGGAGAAAACGCAGACGUUCUUCAGCGAACAAGACGAAGCUAACGGUUACGAUUCUGCGCACAAAGCUCUUAUCCCUGAAGAACAGAAUGUCUCUAUACGGGGUAGAUUGGGAUUUGUGGCCGGUGUCAUCCAACGGGAACGCGUGCCCGGCUUCGAGAGAAUGCUGUGGAGAAUCUCCAGAGGGAACGUGUUCCUACGACAAGCCGAAAUCGAGAAGCCACUGGAGGAUCCCUCAACGGGCAACGAGUAUUACAAAACGGUUUUCGUGGCGUUCUUCCAAGGCGAGCAGCUCAAAUCUCGAAUCAAAAAAGUAUGCGCGGGCUUCCACGCCUCCCUCUACCCCUGCCCCAGCACCCAGCAGGAACGUGUCGAGAUGCUACAGGGCGUCCGCACUCGCCUCGAAGACCUCACCAUGGUGCUGAACCAGACCGAAGACCAUAGGCAAAGGGUGUUGGUAAACGUGGCCAAGGAGUUACAAAACUGGAGCGUCAUGGUUUGGAAAAUGAAAGCCAUAUACCACACGUUGAAUCUGUUCAACAUGGACGUCACCAAGAAAUGCUUUAUCGGGGAAUGCUGGGUUCCUUGCGACGAUAUACCCAACGUGCAGAAAGCGUUGGCGGACGGCUCGAGCGCCUGCGGCAGUUCCAUACCGUCGUUUCUCAACAUCAUCGAUACCAACGAACCCCCGCCGACCUUCAACAGGACCAACAAGUUCACCAGAGGAUUCCAGAACCUCAUCGAUGCCUACGGCGUGGCAUCGUACAGGGAAUGUAACCCCGCCCUGUACACCAUUAUAACAUUCCCAUUCCUUUUCGCUACCAUGUUCGGAGACUGCGGCCACGCCCUGCUGAUGACUUUUUACGGACUGUACUUGGUGCUUAACGAGAAAAAGAUCGCCGCGCAGAAGAACAAGAGCGAGAUAUAUUCGAUCUUCUUCGGCGGCAGGUACAUCAUCCUGCUGAUGGGGAUAUUUUCCUUCUACACGGGAUUCGUGUACAACGACAUAUUUUCCAAGUCGAUGAACAUCUUCGGGACCAGCUGGAAGGUCAACGUCACCGCUUUGGGGGCCAACUUCAGCGACGACCACGGCCACGAGGGGGCGGAGGUUCAGUUUACCCCGAGGGAUAACUUCUGGGGUACCCCGUACUUUAUCGGGGUCGAUCCGGCGUGGCAGGUCUCCAAAAACAAAAUCAUCUUCCUGAACUCGUUCAAAAUGAAGCUGUCCAUCAUAUUCGGUGUCACCCACAUGAUAUUCGGAGUGGUAGUGAGCACCUUCAACUUCGUCCAUUUCCGGAAGUACUCGAGCAUAGUGCUCGAAUUCCUUCCGCAAGUGCUACUCCUGAUCUUCCUGUUCUUGUGGAUGGUGGUGAUGAUGUUCAUGAAAUGGGCGAUGUAUUCCGGCACCUACGACGGAAUAGACACCAAACACGGGUCGUCGUGCGCUCCUUCCGUGCUCAUAUACUUCAUCAAUAUGAUGCUGUUCAAGGAGACGGUCGUAGACCCUUCUUGCGACCAAUACAUGUUCGAGAGCCAAGGCACGGUCCAGAUGGUUUUGCUGUUCGGUGCCCUGAUAUGCAUCCCAUGGAUGUUGCUGGGCAAACCGCUGUACAUUAAAUGCACAAGGAAGAACGGAAAGUCCGAGCAAUUGGUGAACGGAAAAAGUAAUGGCGACAUCAACCAAGGCAUGGAGAUGAACGAGGUCACUCAGGUAACUCCAGAGAAUGGUUCGGACGCUACUACAGCAGUCAUUAACGCGACACCGGCGGCUCACCACGAGUCGACCCAUCACGAGGAGGAGGAGCCUAUGAGCGAAAUUUGGGUCCACCAAGCGAUCCACACCAUCGAAUACGUGCUCAGCACCAUCUCACACACGGCAUCGUACCUUCGGUUGUGGGCUCUGUCGUUAGCGCACGCGCAGCUGUCCGAGGUGUUGUGGAACAUGGUGCUGCAGAUGGGAUUGAAGGCGGAAGGUUUUGUCGGUUGCGUCUACGUCUACAUAUUCUUCGGCGUGUGGGCAUUGUUCACGAUAGCAAUUUUGGUGCUGAUGGAGGGACUGUCAGCGUUCUUGCACACCCUCCGUCUGCACUGGGUCGAGUUCAUGUCCAAGUUUUAUAGCGGUUUGGGGUACGCCUUCGAGCCGUUCAGUUUUAAGGCAAUCUUGAACGCACAAGAGGAAGGGGAGGAGUAGUCCGGGGCCCCUCAAAC